Molecule: messenger RNA, 901 nt
Organism: Fragaria vesca subsp. vesca
Lineage: Eukaryota; Viridiplantae; Streptophyta; Magnoliopsida; Rosales; Rosaceae
Product: outer envelope pore protein 16-2, chloroplastic-like
Exons: 7
Coding region: 95-652 (185 amino acids)
Cellular component (GO): chloroplast outer membrane
Molecular function (GO): amino acid transmembrane transporter activity
Source: RefSeq, a predicted model, not a curated record
CCUCUUCUUCUUCCAGUGCUUUCGAUCUUUCUCAUCCACCUCUAGUUAACUUGUUCAUCAUCUCACAGAAAAAAGGAAACUGAAACCAUCGAAGAUGUUGAACAGCGGGGGAAGUGUUAACACUCAUAUCGAGGCUUCGAAGCCGUCGUCGUUUGAGUUCCCUGGAUUUGAGAAGGGUGCCAUGUUCGACCUCGGCCACCCUCUCCUCAACCGCAUCGCCGAGAGCUUUGUCAAGGCCGCCGGGAUUGGAGCUGUUCAAGCUGUGUCACGAGAGGCUUAUUUCACUGCCACUGAAGCUUCAGGACUUGGUUCAAGUAAUGGGACGCCGCCGGAUAUCUCAGGCCACAAAAAGAAUCGCUUCCCGGACCUCAGAGGGGGUAACAGCAGUAAAUCUCUUGAAGCUAUGGUGAAGCACACAGGAAAGGAAUCCUUACAAUGGGGGCUAGCUGCAGGGGUGUACUCGGGGCUUACUUAUGGACUGAAGGAGGCUCGUGGAGCCCACGACUGGAAAAACAGUGCAGUUGCAGGAGCCAUUACUGGUGUGGCUCUGGCACUUACAUCCGACUGUUCCUCUCAUGAGCAGAUUGUGCAAUGUGCUAUCACUGGAGCUGCCAUUUCCAGUGCUGCAAAUCUUCUUUCUGGGAUAUUUUAGGGUGCUAAAGUUGCGGAUGAUCAAGUCAUAUCAUUCCAAGAAGUUGGCUGCUUCCUUUAUAAUUAAGCUAGUUGGCUUCUUCCUUUAUAAUUAAGCUAUAGGGAUCUAAACUUUUCCAUCUCUGUUCAAGGAAUUCUACUUUCUUAGGAUUCUCGCUUUUCGAAUAUCAGUAUGCAUGUGUGUUCUUAAGUGUUUGUUAGAACACUGUUGAUAUUUGAAGUUUAUUCUUCUUUGAUUAACAUUUCCACG